UGACCUCUUCAUCCGAUGAAGUGGCUUCCUCCUCGAGAUCCUCGGUGAGCGAAAGCCGAUCAUCGUCAUUUGAGUCAUCGAGCAGUGUGUCGGAGGUGGAAGUGGUGACAUCAAGUUCAUCUGAGAUGCCGUCGAUCCCGACAACUACUCCGAUGACAGUAACUUCGUCGGUGAUUUUGACUUCAUCUGAGAGCUCAAGUCAACAGAGCUCCGUGUCCUCAGAAUUGACCACAAGUUCCUCGGAGGGGACUAGCUCCUCGGUUUCUUCUUCAGAAUUAGUCGCCUCAACGACAAUGAGACCAACGAUACCGAACACGAUAACUUUUUCACCUGGGAGGUCCACGGGGACCACAAUGGCCGUAACAGAGUCGAAGUUUUCAGCAUCAACAACCAGUUUGAAAUACACAACGUCGUCGUUGAGUUCGAGUGAGGAGAGUUCGUCGUUGUCGUCUUCCCUGGACAGAUCGUCGUCGGUGUCAUCGUCGACCACCAAGAAAAACGUGGAUGGAGGUGGUGGAGCAAAAGGUGGUGAUAAUGAAACCACGAGCUCUUCCUCUUCGGUUUUAUCAUCCAUCCCGACUGCAACGCCAACGACAGCAACAAGAACUGUCAGCAGUUCGUUUUCAACAUCGUAUGUGACAAUUUCGUCGUCGCCCAGUUUGAGGACGAAUACCGGCAUGACGGAAACGUCUGCCGAACCGACGUCCACCAAAUUUUCGUCAUCAAAGACAGACAGUUCGUCUGUUACGAGCGGUAAGAGUGAAACAUCCUCGACAUCUUCCACUGAUCAGGUGACAGACACGCGGGUGGAACCUGUCACGGGAAGCAGCCGAAAACCUGUCAGCACCUCAUCAGAACCAACGAUCAAGCUUACAGACAGAUCAACAUCUUCGCCAUCGCUGCCAUCAAUACCGACAACUACUCCGAUGACAAUGUCGUCGUCAUCAAUGGGAUCUUCGGUCACUGACAGGACGUCAUCAUACACCAAAACGUCGUCCUCAGAAGGGUCUUCGAUCAGACUGGAAUCCACGUCGUCAGCUGGAACAUCCUUGACCAUCAGUUCGGAAACAGCAUCUUCUGAAUCAGGAAUAUCUUCAAGCAGGAGCGAUAUUUCGAGUAGCCAGAGUUUGGAGACUUCCUCAAUGUCGUCGUCUUUGGAGAAGUCGUCCUCGACAGGAGAGAGCUCGAGCAGUUCAGGUGUUUCAAUGUCACCCGUCCCUACUGCGACCCCUACGACUGUGACCAUGUCCGAGAGCUCAUUUUCGACAUCGUAUCUUACCCUGUCUCCGACACUAACUUUGACGCCAAGUACAACCAUGGCAACGUCAUCGGUGGAGAGACAAUCCACGGACACGGUGAUAUUGCCUUCUUCCUCUUUCGGUAGGUCAUCGAUGACCUCUUCAUCCGAUGAAGUGGCUUCCUCCUCGAGAUCCUCGGUGAGCGAAAGCCGAUCAUCGUCAUUUGAGUCAUCGAGCAGUGUGUCGGAGGUGGAAGUGGUGACAUCAAGUUCAUCUGAGAUGCCGUCGAUCCCGACAACUACUCCGAUGACAGUAACUUCGUCGGUGAUUUUGACUUCAUCUGAGAGCUCAAGUCAACAGAGCUCCGUGUCCUCAGAAUUGACCACAAGUUCCUCGGAGGGGACUAGCUCCUCGGUUUCUUCUUCAGAAUUAGUCGCCUCAACGACAAUGAGACCAACGAUACCGAACACGAUAACUUUUUCACCUGGGAGGUCCACGGGGACCACAAUGGCCGUAACAGAGUCGAAGUUUUCAGCAUCAACAACCAGUUUGAAAUACACAACGUCGUCGUUGAGUUCGAGUGAGGAGAGUUCGUCGUUGUCGUCUUCCCUGGACAGAUCGUCGUCGGUGUCAUCGUCGACCACCAAGAAAAACGUGGAUGGAGGUGGUGGAGCAAAAGGUGGUGAUAAUGAAACCACGAGCUCUUCCUCUUCGGUUUUAUCAUCCAUCCCGACUGCAACGCCAACGACAGCAACAAGAACUGUCAGCAGUUCGUUUUCAACAUCGUAUGUGACAAUUUCGUCGUCGCCCAGUUUGAGGACGAAUACCGGCAUGACGGAAACGUCUGCCGAACCGACGUCCACCAAAUUUUCGUCAUCAAAGACAGACAGUUCGUCUGUUACGAGCGGUAAGAGUGAAACAUCCUCGACAUCUUCCACUGAUCAGGUGACAGACACGCGGGUGGAACCUGUCACGGGAAGCAGCCGAAAACCUGUCAGCACCUCAUCAGAACCAACGAUCAAGCUUACAGACAGAUCAACAUCUUCGCCAUCGCUGCCAUCAAUACCGACAACUACUCCGAUGACAAUGUCGUCGUCAUCAAUGGGAUCUUCGGUCACUGACAGGACGUCAUCAUACACCAAAACGUCGUCCUCAGAAGGGUCUUCGAUCAGACUGGAAUCCACGUCGUCAGCUGGAACAUCCUUGACCAUCAGUUCGGAAACAGCAUCUUCUGAAUCAGGAAUAUCUUCAAGCAGGAGCGAUAUUUCGAGUAGCCAGAGUUUGGAGACUUCCUCAAUGUCGUCGUCUUUGGAGAAGUCGUCCUCGACAGGAGAGAGCUCGAGCAGUUCAGGUGUUUCAAUGUCACCCGUCCCUACUGCGACCCCUACGACUGUGACCAUGUCCGAGAGCUCAUUUUCGACAUCGUAUCUUACCCUGUCUCCGACACUAACUUUGACGCCAAGUACAACCAUGGCAACGUCAUCGUUGGAGAGACAAUCCACGGACACGGCGAUAUUGCCUUCUUCCUCUUUCGGUAGGUCAUCGAUGACCUCUUCAUCCGAUGAAGUGGCUUCCUCCUCGAGAUCCUCGGUGAGCGAAAGCCGAUCAUCGUCAUUUGAGUCAUCGAGCAGUGUGUCGGAGGUGGAAGUGGUGACAUCAAGUUCAUCUGAGAUGCCGUCGAUCCCGACAACUACUCCGAUGACAGUAACUUCGUCGGUGAUUUUGACUUCAUCUGAGAGCUCAAGUCAACAGAGCUCCGUGUCCUCAGAAUUGACCACAAGUUCCUCGGAGGGGACUAGCUCCUCGGUUUCUUCUUCAGAAUUAGUCGCCUCAACGACAAUGAGACCAACGAUACCGAACACGAUAACUUUUUCACCUGGGAGGUCCACGGGGACCACAAUGGCCGUAACAGAGUCGAAGUUUUCAGCAUCAACAACCAGUUUGAAAUACACAACGUCGUCGUUGAGUUCGAGUGAGGAGAGUUCGUCGUUGUCGUCUUCCCUGGACAGAUCGUCGUCGGUGUCAUCGUCGACCACCAAGAAAAACGUGGAUGGAGGUGGUGGAGCAAAAGGUGGUGAUAAUGAAACCACGAGCUCUUCCUCUUCGGUUUUAUCAUCCAUCCCGACUGCAACGCCAACGACAGCAACAAGAACUGUCAGCAGUUCGUUUUCAACAUCGUAUGUGACAAUUUCGUCGUCGCCCAGUUUGAGGACGAAUACCGGCAUGACGGAAACGUCUGCCGAACCGACGUCCACCAAAUUUUCGUCAUCAAAGACAGACAGUUCGUCUGUUACGAGCGGUAAGAGUGAAACAUCCUCGACAUCUUCCACUGAUCAGGUGACAGACACGCGGGUGGAACCUGUCACGGGAAGCAGCCGAAAACCUGUCAGCACCUCAUCAGAACCAACGAUCAAGCUUACAGACAGAUCAACAUCUUCGCCAUCGCUGCCAUCAAUACCGACAACUACUCCGAUGACAAUGUCGUCGUCAUCAAUGGGAUCUUCGGUCACUGACAGGUCGUCAUCAUACACCAAAACGUCGUCCUCAGAAGGGUCUUCGAUCAGACUGGAAUCCACGUCGUCAGCUGGAACAUCCUUGACCAUCAGUUCGGAAACAGCAUCUUCUGAAUCAGGAAUAUCUUCAAGCAGGAGCGAUAUUUCGAGUAGCCAGAGUUUGGAGACUUCCUCAAUGUCGUCGUCUUUGGAGAAGUCGUCCUCGACAGGAGAGAGCUCGAGCAGUUCAGGUGUUUCAAUGUCACCCGUCCCUACUGCGACCCCUACGACUGUGACCAUGUCUGAGAGCUCAUUUUCGACAUCGUAUCUUACCCUGUCUCCGACACUAACUUUGACGCCAAGUACAACCAUGGCAACAUCAUCGGUGGAGAGACAAUCCACGGACACGGUGAUAUUGCCUUCUUCCUCUUUCGGUAGGUCAUCGAUGACCUCUUCAUCCGAUGAAGUGGCUUCCUCCUCGAGAUCCUCGGUGAGCGAAAGCCGAUCAUCGUCAUUUGAGUCAUCGAGCAGUGUGUCGGAGGUGGAAGUGGUGACAUCAAGUUCAUCUGAGAUGCCGUCGAUCCCGACAACUACUCCGAUGACAGUAACUUCGUCGGUGAUUUUGACUUCAUCUGAGAGCUCAAGUCAACAGAGCUCCGUGUCCUCAGAAUUGACCACAAGUUCCUCGGAGGGGACUAGCUCCUCGGUUUCUUCUUCAGAAUUAGUCGCCUCAACGACAAUGAGACCAACGAUACCGAACACGAUAACUUUUUCACCUGGGAGGUCCACGGGGACCACAAUGGCCGUAACAGAGUCGAAGUUUUCAGCAUCAACAACCAGUUUGAAAUACACAACGUCGUCGUUGAGUUCGAGUGAGGAGAGUUCGUCGUUGUCGUCUUCCCUGGACAGAUCGUCGUCGGUGUCAUCGUCGACCACCAAGAAAAACGUGGAUGGAGGUGGUGGAGCAAAAGGUGGUGAUAAUGAAACCACGAGCUCUUCCUCUUCGGUUUUAUCAUCCAUCCCGACUGCAACGCCAACGACAGCAACAAGAACUGUCAGCAGUUCGUUUUCAACAUCGUAUGUGACAAUUUCGUCGUCGCCCAGUUUGAGGACGAAUACCGGCAUGACGGAAACGUCUGCCGAACCGACGUCCACCAAAUUUUCGUCAUCAAAGACAGACAGUUCGUCUGUUACGAGCGGUAAGAGUGAAACAUCCUCGACAUCUUCCACUGAUCAGGUGACAGACACGCGGGUGGAACCUGUCACGGGAAGCAGCCGAAAACCUGUCAGCACCUCAUCAGAACCAACGAUCAAGCUUACAGACAGAUCAACAUCUUCGCCAUCGCUGCCAUCAAUACCGACAACUACUCCGAUGACAAUGUCGUCGUCAUCAAUGGGAUCUUCGGUCACUGACAGGACGUCAUCAUACACCAAAACGUCGUCCUCAGAAGGGUCUUCGAUCAGACUGGAAUCCACGUCGUCAGCUGGAACAUCCUUGACCAUCAGUUCGGAAACAGCAUCUUCUGAAUCAGGAAUAUCUUCAAGCAGGAGCGAUAUUUCGAGUAGCCAGAGUUUGGAGACUUCCUCAAUGUCGUCGUCUUUGGAGAAGUCGUCCUCGACAGGAGAGAGCUCGAGCAGUUCAGGUGUUUCAAUGUCACCCGUCCCUACUGCGACCCCUACGACUGUGACCAUGUCCGAGAGCUCAUUUUCGACAUCGUAUCUUACCCUGUCUCCGACACUAACUUUGACGCCAAGUACAACCAUGGCAACGUCAUCGGUGGAGAGACAAUCCACGGACACGGUGAUAUUGCCUUCUUCCUCUUUCGGUAGGUCAUCGAUGACCUCUUCAUCCGAUGAAGUGGCUUCCUCCUCGAGAUCCUCGGUGAGCGAAAGCCGAUCAUCGUCAUUUGAGUCAUCGAGCAGUGUGUCGGAGGUGGAAGUGGUGACAUCAAGUUCAUCUGAGAUGCCGUCGAUCCCGACAACUACUCCGAUGACAGUAACUUCGUCGGUGAUUUUGACUUCAUCUGAGAGCUCAAGUCAACAGAGCUCCGUGUCCUCAGAAUUGACCACAAGUUCCUCGGAGGGGACUAGCUCCUCGGUUUCUUCUUCAGAAUUAGUCGCCUCAACGACAAUGAGACCAACGAUACCGAACACGAUAACUUUUUCACCUGGGAGGUCCACGGGGACCACAAUGGCCGUAACAGAGUCGAAGUUUUCAGCAUCAACAACCAGUUUGAAAUACACAACGUCGUCGUUGAGUUCGAGUGAGGAGAGUUCGUCGUUGUCGUCUUCCCUGGACAGAUCGUCGUCGGUGUCAUCGUCGACCACCAAGAAAAACGUGGAUGGAGGUGGUGGAGGAAAGGGUGGUGAUAAUGAAACCACGAGCUCUUCCUCUUCGGUUUUAUCAUCCAUCCCGACUGCAACGCCAACGACAGCAACAAGAACUGUCAGCAGUUCGUUUUCAACAUCGUAUGUGACAAUGUCGUCGUCGCCCAGUUUGAGGACGAAUACCGGUAUGACGGAAACGUCUGCCGAACCGACGUCCACCAAAUUUUCGUCAUCAAAGACAGACAGUUCGUCUGUUACGAGAGGUAAGAGUGAAACAUCCUCGAUAUCUUCAACUGAUCAGGUGACAGACACGCAGGUGGAACCUGUCACGGGAAGCAGCCGAAAACCUGUCAGCACCUCAUCAGAACCAACGAUCAAGCUUACAGACAGAUCAACAUCUUCGCCAUCGCUGCCAUCAAUACCGACAACUACUCCGAUGACAAUGUCGUCGUCAUCAAUGGGAUCUUCGGUCACUGACAGGUCGUCAUCAUACACCAAAACGUCGUCCUCAGAAGGGUCUUCGAUCAGACUGGAAUCCACGUCGUCAGCUGGAACAUCCUUGACCAUCAGUUCGGAAACAGCAUCUUCUGAAUCAGGAAUAUCUUCAAGCAGGAGCGAUAUUUCGAGUAGCCAGAGUUUGGAGACUUCCUCAAUGUCGUCGUCUUUGGAGAAGUCGUCCUCGACAGGAGAGAGCUCGAGCAGUUCAGGUGUUUCAAUGUCACCCGUCCCUACUGCGACCCCUACGACUGUGACCAUGUCCGAGAGCUCAUUUUCGACAUCGUAUCUUACCCUGUCUCCGACACUAACUUUGACGCCAAGUACAACCAUGGCAACGUCAUCGGUGGAGAGACAAUCCACGGACACGGUGAUAUUGCCUUCUUCCUCUUUCGGUAGGUCAUCGAUAACCUCUUCAUCCGAUGAAGUGGCUUCCUCCUCGAGAUCUUCGGUGAGCGAAAGCCGAUCAACGUCAUUUGAGUCAUCGAGCAGUGUGUCGGAGGUGGAAGUGGUGACAUCAAGUUCAUCUGAGAUGCCGUCGAUCCCGACAACUACUCCGAUGACAGUAACUUCGUCGGUGAUUUUGACUUCAUCUGAGAGCUCAAGUCAACAGAGCUCCGUGUCCUCAGAAUUGACCACAAGUUCCUCGGAGGGGACUAGCUCCUCGGUUUCUUCUUCAGAAUUAGUCGCCUCAACGACAAUGAGACCAACGAUACCGAACACGAUAACUUUUUCACCUGGGAGGUCCACGGGGACCACAAUGGCCGUAACAGAGUCGAAGUUUUCAGCAUCAACAACCAGUUUGAAAUACACAACGUCGUCGUUGAGUUCGAGUGAGGAGAGUUCGUCGUUGUCGUCUUCCCUGGACAGAUCGUCGUCGGUGUCAUCGUCGACCACCAAGAAAAACGUGGAUGGAGGUGGUGGAGGAAAGGGUGGUGAUAAUGAAACCACGAGCUCUUCCUCUUCGUUUGAGGACGAAUACCGGUAUGACGGAAACGUCUGCCGAACCGACGUCCACCAAAUUUUCGUCAUCAAAGACAGACAGUUCGUCUGUUACGAGAGGUAA
Messenger RNA from Bolinopsis microptera, 7619 nucleotides. Its product is annotated as serine-rich adhesin for platelets-like. The transcript has 2 exons. The record is from RefSeq and is a predicted model, not a curated record. NCBI's taxonomy places the organism in Eukaryota, Metazoa, Ctenophora, Tentaculata, Lobata, Bolinopsidae. The coding region runs from base 126 to 7619 and encodes 2497 amino acids.